Molecule: messenger RNA, 1437 nt
Organism: Solanum lycopersicum (tomato)
Lineage: Eukaryota; Viridiplantae; Streptophyta; Magnoliopsida; Solanales; Solanaceae
Source: RefSeq, a predicted model, not a curated record
AUGGAUGACAGUGGUGCAUGGAUUCAUGGGAAAGAGAAUAUUGCCAAAGAAGCUUGUGAUUAUUACAAAGGGAUUUUUUCUGCUAAUAAUGACAAGAUACAGGAAGAAAUCUUACAAUGUAUCAAUCAUAUGACUACUCAAGAACAAAAUGAUGAGUUAGACAAGAUUCUUACAGACGAUGAAGUGAAAAGGAUUAUUAUGAGUAUGAAUCCUAAUUCUUCCUCUGGCCCUGAUGGAUUUGGAGGCAAAUUUUAUCAAGUGUGUUUUGAAAUUAUUAAAGUUGAUCUUAUGUCUGUUGUUAAGUCUUUUUAUACUGAUAAUCAAUCUGGUUUUGUCAAGGGUAGGAGCAUAUAUGAGAAUAUAAUGUUGGCUCAAGAAAUUAUCCAUGGCAUGAAAUUACCCAAAGAAGGAAGUAAUGUGGUUAUCAAGCUUGAUAUCGUUAAAGCUUAUGAAAGAGUUUCUUGGGCAUAUAUUUGUAUAGUUUUAAGGAAAAUGGGCUUCAGUGAAGUGUUUAUAGACAGAAUUUGGAGGAUUAUGAGCAAUAAUUGGUAUUCUGUGGCUAUCAAUGGUAAGAGACAUGGAUUUUUUCAGUCUAAGAAAGGACUAAAGCAAGGUGAUCCCUUGUCUCGAGCACUAUUUAUUUUAGGGGAUGAAGUUCUUUCAAGACAACUUAAUCUUCUUUACCAAAACCAAAUGUAUAGAGGAUUUCAUAUGGAAAGCAAUGGGACUCAAAUAAAUCAUCUUAGCUCUGCAGAUGACAUAAUUAUUUUCACUUCCACUGAUAUUAAUUCUCUUCGCCUGAUAAUGAAGACUAUUGAAGAGUAUGAAGGGGUAUCUGGUCAGCAAGUGAAUAAAGAUAAGAGUUUCUUUAUGGUGACUUCCAACACUAAUCAUGUUAUUAUUGAUAAUAUUGAAAGAGCUACUGGUUUUUGUAGGAAGGAGAGUCCUAUCAACUAUCUGGGGUGUCCAUUAUAUAUUGGACGGCAAAGAAUUAUCUAUUAUUCAGGGGUUGUAGAAAAAGAGAUCAAAAGAAUUUUAGGAUGGCAAGCAAAGAUUUUAAUCUUUGAAGGCAAAGCCACUUUGGUAAAGCAUGUAUUGCAAUCUAUUCCAUUUCAUACUCUAGUAGCUAUUUCUCCUCCUAAGACUACUCUAAAAUGUAUUAAGAAGGUUAUUGCUGAUUUCUUUUGGGGUACUGACAAGGAUAGGAAGAAAUAUCAUUGGUCUUCUUGGGAAAAUCUGGCUUAUCCCAUUAAUGAAGAAGGCAUUGGUGUAAGGCAAUUGGAAGAUGUUUGUACCGCUUUUCAAUACAAACAGUGGUGGGAAUUUAUAACCAAAAAUUCUUUGUGGAGUCAAUUCUUAAAAGCCAAAUACUGUCAAAGAGCCAAUCCUAUGGCAAAAAAAUAUGAUUCUAGGGAUUCUAUUUUUGGAGAUAUUUAA